Clavispora lusitaniae ATCC 42720 is the source of this 4176-nucleotide messenger RNA. RefSeq lists its product as uncharacterized. The record is from RefSeq and is a predicted model, not a curated record. Lineage: Eukaryota; Fungi; Ascomycota; Pichiomycetes; Serinales; Metschnikowiaceae. Gene Ontology annotation, molecular function: lipid binding.
AUGAGCAAGGAAGAGGUGGAGAAGCAGACGAAGAAGAAAACUGCUACUCAAGCUGCCGUCAAGAACCCUGCUGAUGGUUCCAAUAAACAAUCCAGACACAAGGUCCCCGAAGAGAAAAUGAAGUCUGAGCCAUAUACCAAGCCUGGCUUCAAUUGGCGUCAAAUUGGCCUGUGGGAUAACAUCAAUAAAGAUGAUGCUCAUAAAGUGUUGAAAGCAUCCAAGAACAUUGAGGAGUAUGUCAUGGAUCACUUCUAUGGUGAUUGGUACCACAACUCUGUGAUUCCCAUUGGAGUGUGUUUCUUUUCUUGGGCUUUUGCCAGAAUCGGUUUUAGCUUUUUGUGGUUAUUUGUGGUUCUUUUGGGUGCAAGCUCUGUCUAUUAUGCAGAGUUUAGAAGAUUCAAUAGAGAUGUACGUGACGAUAUGAGAAGAGCUAAAGCAGCUAGACGUUUGGAGGAAGAAUCUGAAACUAUGGAAUGGCUCAAUUCGUUCUUGGCUAAGUUCUGGGUCAUUUAUAUGCCCAACUUAUCGGAAAUGGUCAUGUACCAGGCCAAUCAGGUCUUGAAUGAUGCUGCUCCUGGUUAUGGUAUUGACAAUUUGUCGUUGGACGAGUUCACUUUGGGUACUAAAGCCCCUCGAGUGGAUUCCAUCAAGUCGUAUACGCAGAAGGGUAAGGACCACAUUGAAAUGGACUGGGCCUUUUCUUUCACCCCCAAUGACACUGACGAUAUGACCAAGAAUGAGAUUAAGAAGAAGGUUAAUCCUAAGGUGGCCUUGGGUGUCACAGUGGGAAAGGCUUUCAUCCUGAAGACUUUGCCAAUCUUAGUUGAGGACAUGUCUUUCACUGGUAAAAUGAAUAUUAAAUUGAAGUUGAACGAUAACUUUCCCCACGUCAAAACAGUUUCUAUCCAGUUCCUCGAACCUCCAGUCAUCGAUUACGCUUUAAAACCUGUCGGUGGUGAUACAUUUGGUAUUGAUAUCAUGUCGUUCAUUCCUGGCUUAUCCACGUUUGUCAACACUCUUAUCCAUGCCACUUUGCGGCCUAUGAUGUAUGCUCCAAACUCUCUUGAUAUUGAUGUCGAGGAGAUUAUGGCCCAACAAUCCAACGAUUCUAUUGGGCUUUUGAGUGUACACAUCAAGAGAAUCAUCGACUUGAAGAGUACUACCGACAUCAAGGACAAUGUGUUUCACCCAUAUGUGCAAUUGGGCCUCAGUAACAAUCCUAAGGUUAUUGAAAAGACCAAGGUCAAGAAAGAUACGACUCAACCAGUAUAUUUGGAGACCAAGAACUUAUUGGUGAGUGCAUUGGAUGGAAACCAUUUACUUCUUAAUGUCUUUCACAUGGUUCCCGACCAGAAGGACGAUAUCAACCUUGGGCUUUUGGAAGUACCUUUAGCUGAUUUGUUACAGACUGAAGUCCAGACAGGUAUGGUUAAGAAUAUUCUCGAGUCAGGCAAAGUUGUGGGUAAAAUUGAGUACGACCUCAAGUGGUCACCUGCUUUGAAACCUGUGACUUUGGAAGAUGGAACAAGAGAAGAGUACAGUGAUGUGCAGACUGGUAUUAUGAAGCUUUUGGUUUCUGGUGCUACUAACUUGGAUAUCUCCCACUCGGUCACUGGUGUUUUGAACCCUUAUGCCGAAAUUUAUAUCAACAACAAGUUUGUAAAGAGAUCAAGAAAUUUGAGAGAGACCAAUGAACCAGACUUUGGUGUUUCUUUUGAGUCGUUCAUCACUCAGCAAUCUGAAACUCAAAUUCAGGUUUUGGUUAAAGAUGCUGCCGAAGACCUCGUUGUGGGGAAGUUGGACACCAACUUACAAGAUUUGAUCUUCGAGACUUCGCGGGGACAACAAUGGUUGUCUGCGCCUUCUGUUGCUGAAGGCGGUGAGCCUGCCAAAUUUAAGAUUGGUGCUAAAUGGAAGGCUAUUAAUGUGGACGAUGAAGAGGUGGAGAUUCAAAAGAAUGCGUCUAUUGGUGGUUUGAGAUUGCAUUUAUUGCGUGCUUCAGGAUUGAAGAAUCUCGAAGCCGUAGGAGAUGUGGACCCAUACGUCAAGGUUAUUCAAGACGGCAAAUUGAAGGGCAAAACACCUACAAUUGCCAACACCUCGGACCCUGUGUUCAACAAUGUCUUUUACGUUCCUGUGGCUAACGAGCACCAACACAUUUUGAUGGACAUUUUUGAUGCCGAACCAGAAGGAAAGGACAGACCGUUGGGCUCUUGUGCUGUGGCUGUAAAGGACUUCUUGAAGAAGAACUCUAAAGGUUAUUACCUUGGUUAUGAUGGCAGCAAAGAAAUUGUGGAACAACCGGUUUUGUAUAAUGGAGGAAACUGUGGUACUUUCUACUUUAGUGUCUCCUUUAUUCCUACGAUUCCUGUUUACACACAUUUGCAAUUGAGCAAUUAUGACCAGUACUUGGAACUCAAAAAGAAGAAGGAAGAAGAAGAGAAGAAGCAGGCAGAAGAGGAAGAGAAGUUGAUGAAGGAGAACCCAACGCAAUACGAGUGGAUUGAGUUGGCUGAGGACAAUAUUGGAGAUGCGCCUAAGGUUAAAAUGACAGCAGAAGAAAGCGUCAAGUACAGAUCUGGUAAUGUUGUUGUACACCUCCUCAGUGGUUCUUUCAACAAGCCAGAUGUGUAUGUCCAUGUUUUGUUUGAUGACCAGGCAUAUCCAUCGGUUGUGACUCCAAAAUGUAGCAAUAGAUCAUUGACUGCUCCUAAUGUUGGUGAAGGUUUUGUGAGAGACUUGCCGAACUCGAAGGUAGUGUUCAGACUUUCGAAAAAAGCUGAAGUGAUGGAGGAGAAGGAAGUUCUCGUUGAAAAGAUCUUCAAUACAAUGGAUCUUUUGAAGAGAGCCUACCAGAAACCCAUAACCGUCCAUGUUGAUCAACGUAAUACGUUGAGGGUUCAGAUGGAGUUUGUUCCCUUCGCGAGCAACUUGGACCCAUUGGACACGGUGUUGGAUGUCGGUCACAUUCGCUUGGACUUGUUGAAUGGUGAAAAAUUGAAAUCUGUCGAUUCUAAUGGCAAGUCGGACCCAUUGUGUGCGGUAAAAUUAAACGGUAUUGAGAUUUACCGUACUGACAAGAAAAGAAAGACUUUGGAUCCCCUUUGGAACGAGUCCGUGGAGUUCCCUAUGUUGUCUCGUUCUAGAGACACUCUUAUGUUAGAGGUUUACGAUUGGGACUUGACCCAUGAUGAUGAGUUGUUAGGACGUGUUGUUCUUGAUCUUUCUCAGAUUCCUCCAAACGAAACUACUAGUUUCCGUGCUGAGUUAGACACCCUGGGCUUUGUGAAUCUCCGCGCUACGUAUAGACCAGAGUUUAUCAGACCAAAGUUGAACAAGAAGGGUGGCUUGCAAGUUGACCUUAACGGUGUUGCAGGUGUUCCUAUGAAACUCGUUGGUGGUGCUGUCGGAGGUGCAACAGAUUUGGCCAGUACUGCUGUCAGCUCCGGUGUGGGAGCAGUGGCGGACGGUUUCACCAAGGGAGGUUCUUUCCUCAAGAAGGGCCUUGGCAGAAAAAAGAGAUCUGGAGAGAAGGAUUCGGAAGCUGACAACAGUGUUAUGUCGGACCAAGUAUCCGAAACUUCGCAUCAAACAGGCCAAACGAAUAAUACUUCCAAGAGAAGCAAUGGCAAGUCGAAGAGCGACAAGUACGAGGAACCACCACCAAUGGAGCCUUCAAACGACAAUGAUGAUUCUAUCGAAGCGCUUCCAAACAUUGUACCUGAGUUGCUUCCUCCACCUCAGAAACCCACUGCUCAGCGUCACAUGAGAAAUGCUAGUGGCACCAGUGACUUGAGUUCUUUGAGCCUGGGCACAGGAGGGGCAGAUGCUAUACCAGGCAGGGUCAAUAUUGUCUCUGCUGAAGGUUUCAAAAGUUCUGCGUUGGAGGUGAAAGUCUCGCUCUCAACGCAACCUAAGGCUAAAGGCAUCUACAAGACUAGAACUGCCAAGGCACAAGGAGGAAAGUUCGAGUGGAACGAGUCUCGUGUCUUCAAGGCAUCGCCAGAUUCCUCUUUAGUGGUCUUUGUUAGAGAACACCACGCUUUUGGAAGAAACGUUGUGGUGGGUACUGCUCAAAUCCCGUUGCAAGACUACGUCGACAAGGAUGAAAUAAUUACAGUUCCUGUUGAGGAGGGUCAAGUCACCAUACACUUGAGGUAUAUGUCUGUUUUAUGA